Molecule: messenger RNA, 1031 nt
Organism: Aphanomyces astaci
Lineage: Eukaryota; Oomycota; Saprolegniomycetes; Saprolegniales; Verrucalvaceae
Exons: 2
Coding region: 77-958 (293 amino acids)
Source: RefSeq, a predicted model, not a curated record
GGCUGGUGCAGCACCGCCACUACUGUGACACCACCAACUCGAAAGCCUCCAGUUCAUUUUCCACAAGCCCCCAGCGAUGUCGUCCCUGUCCAAGCCACUUGUCAUCAGCGCCAUUGCUGUCUCGGUGAUUGCCGCGCUCUUCAUCAUUUAUCAAUCGCAAAGUGGCAAAUCUUCGUCCAAGAGCUCCACCCCAUCCAAGGAAUCUGCCAGCGACGCAGCGGACGAGUCCUCUGCCUCCACCUCGCUCGCAAAUGUGCCUUCCCUGCCAAAGGAGCAACUCCUCGCGAUCUUGGGCGUGAUUUCCACGCAAAUGGGCCAAGUUGUCAUGUCGUUGGCCUCCAUCGAGCAAAAGAUCCGACAAGAAAGUUCGCAAAGCGGCCGCCGACUACCGGAGGACCAAUUGGCUGCCUACUUGAUGGGCCAAUUUGAGGAAGCCAUGAAGGCCAUCGAGUCUCAAGUGUACACCAAGUACACCACCACGGAACAAGACGUGACUGUCGCCUCGGAGUACUACGAGUCCAUUGAAGACACCGAAGUCCUUGCCGAAUUGAGCAAGCUGCGCGAACUUCACAACCUUAUCACAGGGUCUGGUGCCAUGGACGUUGAAGUGCCGGAGGACUUGACCUUGGACAAGUUCCUGUUCAUCAUGGAAGAAACCAUGGAAUCGCUGAACGUGGCCAUGGAAGAGGUGUGCCAGGAAGUCAAGUUGCUGGACCCUGUGGACAAGGAAGAAGCGAUUAACCAGCGCUACGUGAAGAAGGCGGACCAGCUGUCCAACGACAUUCACCAACAGCACGGCCUGUCAAGGGAAGUGCUUCAAGCAGCCAUGAUGAAGUACCAGCAAGAGACCGCCUUUCUUACGCGCAUGGCUGAGCUUCAACGCGUCCAAGCUGAACGAUUCGCUGCUGCCGGAUCCAUCUUUGGUGGGGAAGUCAACAUGGGGCUCUCGGGCGAGUAAGAUGUGGUAGAGAAGAUAAUUGCUAGAUAAGUGGCUGCAUAUAUAUAUAUUAUCCUCUGGUCAUGAUAAGCUC